AUGAGUCUCUUAUCCUGGAACUGCCGGGGCAUAGGCAACCCCGAGACAGUUCAAGUUUUAGUGGACCUUGUCCAUAAGAGGAAGCCUGUGUUAAUUUUUCUUAUGGAGACCUUAUCAAAUAGCGAUAGUAUGUUGAGUAUUAAACAAAGACUAGGAUGGCAUGGUUGUUUUACGGUUGAUCCAGUGGGCCGGGGAGGUGGUCUAGCACUUUUAUGGAAGGAAGAAAUCACGGUUACUGUUACUAGCUCCUCCCUAAACCACAUUGACACUGAGAUCCAACUGGAGGGUAGUGACGCUAAGUGGAGAUUUACUGGUUUCUAUGGUAUAUCGGAUAGAACGAGAAGAGUGGAGUCCUGGAAUUUGCUUACCAACCUUGCGACUCGUAGUAACCUUCCUUGGCUGCUUAUGGGGGACUUCAACGAUCUCCUUCAUCAUCACGAAAAAAGGGGCAGACACCCUCAUCCCGAAUGGCUCCUUAGGGGCUUUCGUCAUGCAGUCGACAGUGCGGGUCUCAGGGGACUAUUUUUCGAGGGCCACCAAUUCACUUGGGAAAAAGGUAGGGGAACGGAAAAUUGGGUCGAGGAAAAGUUGGAUAGGAUCCUAGCAAAUGAUUCUUGGUUCGAAAAAUUUGACAUGGCUAGAGCCAUCUCCGAAGAUGUCCCGUCUAGCGACCAUUUGCCUCUUAUUGCAACACUUAUCCCCACUGCUAGAGGUAACAGAGUAAGGAGAUUUCGUUUUGAGAAUGUCUGGAUUAAGGAAAGCAGAUGCAGGGAGCUGCUGAGUUUAAUAUGGGAGAAUUCCAGAGGCGAAGAAAUUCCUUUACGGCUGAACAAGUGUAGUCACGCCAUAUAG
Ipomoea nil (Japanese morning glory) is the source of this 852-nucleotide messenger RNA. RefSeq lists its product as uncharacterized. Gene Ontology annotation, molecular function: catalytic activity. The transcript has a single exon. The record is from RefSeq and is a predicted model, not a curated record. The coding region runs from base 1 to 852 and encodes 283 amino acids. NCBI's taxonomy places the organism in Eukaryota, Viridiplantae, Streptophyta, Magnoliopsida, Solanales, Convolvulaceae.